AUGCUCAGAGUAUCAUCACUACUCAAAAAUUCAUCAUCAUUAAAAUGUAUACCCAAAUUAGCAAGUAAACAAUACUUUUCAAAUUCAUCAAUAAAUAAUGAAGCAUCAAUUUUUAAAAUGCCUGCAAUGUCGCCAACAAUGACAGAAGGUAAAAUUAUAUCAUGGAAAUUAAAACCUGGUGACUCAUUUAAUUCUGGUGAUGUUUUAUUAGAAGUUGAAACUGAUAAAGCUAGUAUUGAUGUUGAAGCUGCAGAUGAUGGUAAAAUUUGGGAAAUUCUAGAACAAGAUGGAGCUAGUGGUAUACCUGUUGGUAAACCAAUUGCAUUUUUAGCUGAAGUUGAUGAUGAUUUGAAUAGUUUGGAAAAGCCAAAAGUUGAAGAAUCGAAAGAAGAGCCAAAGAAAGAGGAACCAAAGAAAGAAGAGCCAAAGAAAGAAACAAAAAAGGAAGAGCCUAAGAAGGAGCCAAAGAAGGAAACAAAAAAAUCUGAAUCAAAACCAACUGACUCCUCAUCAAUACUUCAAAAAGCAAAUCCAAAUCAAAAAUUUUCACCAUCAGUUGAAUUAUUAUUACAUGAAAAUCAUAUUUCAAAAGAAGAUGCAUUAAAUAAAAUUCAAGCAACUGGACCAUCAGGAAGAAUAUUAAAAGGGGAUGUAUUAGCAUAUUUAGGAACAAUAAACACAGAUAGUGUUGUAAAUAUUGCAAAAUUUAUAAAAUCAAGAGAACAUUUAGAUUUAUCAAAUAUAACAAUUGCAAAAACAGAUACCAAGACAGGAUCAAAAGAUACACCUACAACAAAACCACAAGAAAAACCUAAACCAAAAAAUAUACUUAAUGUUGAAUUAACUUCUACAAUAUCAGAUGAUAUAUCACCUCAAAAUUUCAAAAAUUCAUUUAAAAAUAUAAUAAAAUCAUCAAUUCAACAAACUUAUUCUUCAAAAUUCCCACAAUUUGCAAAUUCUCCAACUGCUUCAUCAAUAUAUGAUAAUUAUGAUAUAUUUGAAGAAUUAAUAACUCCAUCAGUUACAAAAAAUAGAUUUGAAAUAAGUGAUAUUAAAUUUAAAUUUUAUAAUCAACAACCACCAAGAACAAAACAAAUAGUGGUUGAUGAAUUUGAUGAAAUAUUAGUUAAUAAUUCAAUAAAAAAUGAGAUUUCCACUCAAUAUCUUGAAAUUGGUUCAUCAAAUGUUUUAAUACUGUUUAAAAUUAAAUUCAAUGAUCAAUUAUUAGAUUCGAAACAAUUUGUUUCAAAUUUUGAAGAAAUUUUAAUAUCUCAAAUUCCAACUAAUAAAUUGAAAAUAACCAAUUGA
Molecule: messenger RNA, 1308 nt
Organism: Lodderomyces pseudojiufengensis
Lineage: Eukaryota; Fungi; Ascomycota; Pichiomycetes; Serinales; Debaryomycetaceae
Gene: PDX1
Product: Pdx1p
Exons: 1
Coding region: 1-1308 (435 amino acids)
Biological process (GO): pyruvate decarboxylation to acetyl-CoA
Cellular component (GO): pyruvate dehydrogenase complex
Molecular function (GO): dihydrolipoyllysine-residue acetyltransferase activity
Source: RefSeq, a predicted model, not a curated record